This is a messenger RNA of Williopsis jadinii, 873 nucleotides long. RefSeq lists its product as uncharacterized. The coding region runs from base 1 to 873 and encodes 290 amino acids. The record is from RefSeq and is a predicted model, not a curated record. The transcript has a single exon. Lineage: Eukaryota; Fungi; Ascomycota; Saccharomycetes; Phaffomycetales; Wickerhamomycetaceae.
AUGCAAUUCAAUACAAACCUCACCACAUUGACUCAAACAGCUCAGCCAACGGCUCCGAGUGCUGUGAUAUGCCCUAACGCCAGCUUGAUGGACACUUUUGAGCGAUUUGAACCUCGCCUUAACCUUGAGGAUGAUGAAGAUAUCUUUGCAGUAAUGGAUUUGGCAACAAAGGAACCUCAAGAAGGUACAGUAACUCAACAAGGAUGGGUUUUAAAUUUGGUGUUUGAUGCCAUUGUUGGGUACUUUGGAGGUCCACAGGCAGUUGCAGUGAUUCAGGGCAUGAGGCUAUUUAUUGGGCUAGGCAAAACCCAUAAAAAAGUUGUUUCCAAGUUGUACCGUUCUUUGAUAAACAGGUGGUAUGGUCAAGUUAUCGUUCCUAAGGGUACAGGCUUUGUGAAGACCUUCAUGAUAACUUUGAGGUUGGCUGAUAAGUACGUUGCUGAGAACCAUAGGGAGUUCUCACAGAGACAGGUGUACAGAGAAUUUCGUGGUUUUGCAAGUAAACACCAAUAUCUCAUUGAUACCGGGAGGAAGGAGUUUAGAAACGUUCAUGUUGUUGAUGAUUUAAACAAUCUCGCUAGUAUUGACAUUGGUGAAGUUAACUCUGCGGAGAGGGUGGUACUCGGACCUGAUUUCAAAUACAAAAUCUCAGUUGAAGUUGGAGAAGGUGGAUUGUGGUUGGACUUUGAAGCAGAGUCCAGAGCACCUAAAGGUAAAGAUAUCGUUGUUAAUGACAGAAUCUUCUUACCUAGGAUGAUUGAUAAUUUACCACAGGGAUUGACAACAGAAGAUGCUGUUGAAGAGUUGGUAAAAGGGUUUGAUGAUGGUCUACUCGAUGAUGAAUUCAUCAAUAAUCUAGUCAAAAUUGCUUGA